Molecule: messenger RNA, 828 nt
Organism: Copidosoma floridanum
Lineage: Eukaryota; Metazoa; Arthropoda; Insecta; Hymenoptera; Encyrtidae
Gene: bs
Product: serum response factor blistered
Biological process (GO): positive regulation of transcription by RNA polymerase II
Molecular function (GO): protein dimerization activity; DNA-binding transcription factor activity, RNA polymerase II-specific; cis-regulatory region sequence-specific DNA binding
Source: RefSeq, a predicted model, not a curated record
AUGCCCUACAGAAAAGAUGUGCCUUACAUGCCCAGGAUGAUCAAACUCGGCACGGUUUGUCAAUUGUGCAAGGAGGCAGGCCGUAUGGCAGAUAGAAGUAACCGGAAUACGGUACCUCCAACAAGCAUUAAACCCAACACUGCCGACGGUUCUGAGGAGCAGCAUCAUCAAGUCACGAAAAUGCCUCCAGUGAAAUACCACCGGUACUUUGUUAACUAUGUUCUAUCAUGGGCCACACGGCCCUCCAUAGCACUAGGGUACCAUCGUUUUGCUACAAUUCCAAGAGGAGCCUUACAGCAGGCCUACGAGUUGUCAACUCUAACGGGUACACAAGUCAUGCUCCUCGUCGCGAGUGAAACUGGUCAUGUGUAUACGUUUGCGACUCGAAAAUUACAGCCUAUGAUCACAAGUGAAGCUGGAAAAGCACUUAUUCAAACAUGUUUAAAUAGCCCUGAUCCACCUUUAUCUGGAUCUUCUGGAGAUCAACGGAUGUCUGCAACUGGUUUUGAAGAAACUGAGCUCACUUAUAACAUAGCAGAUGAUGAACAAAAAGUUAGACAACUAGUGUAUUCGUCUCAUGGAAACAGUUUACACAGUGGAUUCUCACCAAGUGGUGCACAAACUAAUCAACACAUUACUUCACCGCACUCUCAACAUUCACAUCUUAUAGCACACGCAGCUACGACAUCACAAAAUUCGCAUUUAGCCCCGUGCUCAAGCCCAAGUCCUAUGCUUACUGGAAACCACUAUGUUCAAUCUUGUACUUCUCCACUUCCUCCUCAUUUGCCUUAUCAUUCUCAUAUUUCACAUUCACACAAUCAACGGUAG